CAUUUUUGUCUAUUACUCAUCAUGGUUCACAAGUAGAAAGACGUGUUAUUUGUUUUCUUUUGUGCGAUAAAUUCCAUCAAGAUGGGUUUCUAGUUUUUUGAACGUUUUGCACACCUGCGUGUGCCUUCACAAGUUAAUAAAAAUGCUUGCCAAAAUGGCGUCUUCAACGGACAUCUCUGUCCCUCGACAAAUAUCAAUAUCAUCAAAGGACCUCGACCAAAACAAUCGGUCUUUACUUCAUUUUGUGAACAACAUCGACUCGCCUAUCAACAAUGAGCGCGAGUCAAUGGAACUGGUCGCUGGCUUCGGCCGACGGCCUUUUAACUGAAAAUGAAUGCUCUAUGCUGCUCGAAGUUGAUCUUUUUGACACCGAUGGAGAUCUACUAAAGAAUUUUCCGGGCGCUGCACCGAAGAUCGAAUCUGGCAAAUUGCUUCAAGAUGACAUAUCAAACACAAUGUACCCGCCAUCCCCGCCAGAGAUCAAGCCCAGCCGAGCUGAGCUUGCGACUGAUCUUCUGCAGCAGCUAGAAAAUCAAUGCAAACAAGAAAACAUAUUUUCAAACUGGUUGGAAGAAAAAGUGGAGCUUCCCAUCUUCGAGAACAUCUCCCAAGUGCCCGAGCGUGUAGAGGUACCACAAGUAGCGCUGCCCCUACCCACGUACGCGCCACAGACGGUAUCACAGCCGACCGAAGAGCUACUGCGAGAGUUCGAAACGGUAUACGGCGCCGUCGAGUUGACUCAUCUUACACCGCCGCAGAGCCCGCCCGGCCCCGCUACUCAACUCCUGCUUAGCUACGCGCAGCAAGCACAGUGCGCCUCUAUUGCACCCGCCCUGCACACCGCUCCGGUGGUGCCAGAGCAGUGGCCCGUCUCCCCCACGCCGGUGGUACUGUCGGAAUACGACUGCGACUCCCAGCUCGAGGAACUUGUUCGCCACCGCGCCGCUCAGCUAGCGUCCCCGCAGCCGUCCGCUCGCAGCGCGUCUACUUCGCCUCGCUCUUCCCCGCGCUCGUCCCCGCCGUCGUCACCGCGCUCGUCCUCCACCGACGAGGAGUGGUGUGCGUCGUCUCGCCCCAAGCCCUACUCGCGUAACGUCGACGAUCGCCGUUCGCGUAAGAAGGAACAGAACAAAAACGCAGCCACCCGCUACCGCCAGAAGAAGAAGGCGGAGGUCGAAGUGUUGCUCAACGAGGAACAGGCGCUGCGCAAUCGCCACGUCGACCUCGGAGAGAAGUGUUCGGACCUCCAGCGAGAGAUUCGAUAUCUCAAAGGGCUUAUGCGCGAUCUGUUCAAGGCGAAGGGUCUCAUAAAAUAAAAAUUUGCUCUACGAAUUAAGUGAAAAAAUAUACGCACCGCGCGAUUCAAACGUGGUGUAUUGAAUUAUAUUCAAUCAGAAGUUAAGGAGUUUAUAAAAUUUCGAUGAUAUAUCUACAUUUAAUUUCUAGUUAAGCUAGAUAAGUUGUAUCGUUUGCAUCUUACACCUAACGUCGAGCAGCAUAAGUCACGCAUGUAAUUUCGUCGAGGGCAACAUCUCAGCAAUGUAACAUCUAAUAAAAUCAUAAGAGGCGCUGUCUUCUCAUCAUUCAUUUUCUUAAAUAUAGAGGAUAGGUUGCAUUCAUUGUUAUGAAAUGUGAACGUUAAAAUUGUGUGGAAUAACAGCAGCACGUCAUUACAUUUGAUUUUGUACAGUUUAUAUUUUUUCAAAAACAUGAACAUGAAGUUUUUGUACAUAAGAAUUUUAGAAAUAUCUCUGUUCUAUUUUCAUACAAUAUAAGGAAUGCGACGGCGGA
Messenger RNA from Vanessa atalanta (red admiral), 1791 nucleotides. RefSeq names its product activating transcription factor of chaperone (gene crc). The coding region runs from base 273 to 1316 and encodes 347 amino acids. The record is from RefSeq and is a predicted model, not a curated record. Gene Ontology annotation, cellular component: nucleus. Lineage: Eukaryota; Metazoa; Arthropoda; Insecta; Lepidoptera; Nymphalidae. Gene Ontology annotation, molecular function: DNA-binding transcription activator activity, RNA polymerase II-specific; RNA polymerase II transcription regulatory region sequence-specific DNA binding. The transcript is spliced from 5 exons. Gene Ontology annotation, biological process: regulation of transcription by RNA polymerase II.